AUGGCUUUCUCACUACUACUUACGGCAUUUGAACCCUACGUUGAUAUCCCAUUCAACGUAUGGCUUACCAUUAUCCUCAUCCUCACCUAUGGGUGUGCUCUUCGAAACCCGGGCCUGCUUUUGCUCAUCGUCCUUGGGGUCAGCGCGACUAUAUUCGUAUUUAACACAACUGCUACUCUCGGCGAAAUGACCAAAACCAUGUGUUUGCUUCCCUUAGGCCUCGGCUCUGUCUUAACAUUCCUCGUUGCGGAUCGGUCUUUGCAGGCGAGGUUUCUACCCGCCUUUACGACCUAUGUUAAUUUUGCGGUGUACGCAAACAUUGGCAUGAUGGUCGGGACUCCUACGGGCGGCACCCUUCGGGGAAUGUGCAGCAAAAUCACUUGCGUUGCCCUCUUCAUUUGGAUCGUCCAAAAAGGACACCGUGUUGGAUGGAAGACAGUCAGAGUUCACGACAACUUGUUCGUCUUCACUGCCGUCAGCAAAUCGUGGAUAUUUGCACACGCAUGCUAUCGAUUUGUUCUCUUGACUUUGCCGUGCUUUGGGUCUGGACGCCGGCAUCGCCUUCUAGAGUUGUACUCUCUCACUUUAACAUUUGCCCUGUCGUCGACUUCAAAACUUCCAUUCGAGUAUUUCUUUGGAAUGGCCGAUACAUUGGUUGUUCCGGCAAUUGCAGGAUGGUCGGCAAUUGCAACAAUGUUCAAUCUAAUACCGCGCGAUACGGUAAACGACGACUUACUCUCGAGUCGUAUCGGGACUGGUGCAGAUGCAUUUCUGAGCGCGGUGUCACUGGCUGUUGCCGCCUUUGCUUGUUUUAAGAUAGCUAGCGCUCCGCGAUGA
This is a messenger RNA of Penicillium hordei, 837 nucleotides long. RefSeq lists its product as uncharacterized. Bases 1 to 837 code for a protein of 278 amino acids. The record is from RefSeq and is a predicted model, not a curated record. The transcript has a single exon. NCBI's taxonomy places the organism in Eukaryota, Fungi, Ascomycota, Eurotiomycetes, Eurotiales, Aspergillaceae.